AUGGAAGAGGUACAGUCAAUGGACAGCACGUAUUGUGAAGAUGUAGAAAUGAGCUCGUUUGAAACAGACUGUGAAAUAUCUGAUCAAUCUUCUGAAGAACUAGAUAAUGCGUCUACAGACUCAGAAAUUGACAUUGAUAGUUUCUCUUCCGACAUGGACAAGCCUUUGUACGACGGCUGUCCUAUUAAUAAGUCAGAGCACUUGACUGCCGUACUUGCUUUCAUCACGCGCCAUAGCUGCAAUCAGCGAAUGACAACAGAUCUCUUACACUUAAUCAGACUACACUGCCCUACAGAAAACUCUUGCGAAAAAACCUGGGAUGGUCUUUCAUCUAAGAGUCAGAAGCUGCUUGAUCUUCGAACUGAUCACACCUUGCACGACGUUUGUAGUGAGUGUGGAAUUUUGUUUCCUGAAGACUGUUCCAUCGUUUCUUGCCCAACAGCACAUUGUACAGGACUUAGGUACAAAGGCACGCUUGAAGAUCAGAUGUUUCGAAGAAGACAUUCAUUCAUUGCAACCACAUCGUUGGAAGAUGAGAUUCGCCUUGUUUUGGAAAAUAUAGGACCGGGUGUUUGGGACAUCAUACUUGAUUACAAACGAGAGCAGUCUUCCAGCUCUACGAUCAAUGACAUAUGUCAUGGAAUGUGUUACAAGGAAACACAAAACUCUCUCACAGGCUCUGCAGUGACUCUACUUUUUAAUACCGAUGGUGUACUACUGUACAAGUCCUCAUCAACCAACGUCUGGCCUAUUUUUGCCGUAAUCAAUGAGUUGCCACCAUCCAUACGGUAA
Messenger RNA from Corticium candelabrum, 792 nucleotides. RefSeq lists its product as uncharacterized. The transcript has 4 exons. The coding region runs from base 1 to 792 and encodes 263 amino acids. NCBI's taxonomy places the organism in Eukaryota, Metazoa, Porifera, Homoscleromorpha, Homosclerophorida, Plakinidae. The record is from RefSeq and is a predicted model, not a curated record.